GUUCCGCCGGUACAAAAGUCUUUUCUUACACUUUUUAUGCAUCCUGGUGUUUGAACUCUGGAGCAAAGCGCUCUGCUUCUUCUGCAGAGAAGAAAACCAGAGUCUGAGUCGCUCAUGUUUUCCGGGCAUGUGAGAGUAAAGCGGCUCUGGAUGCUCGCUGGCUUCGCCUCUCAGUGGUAACACCUGCAGAAGCUUUCCGCUUGCUCCCUCUGAAUGUAACCACUCUGUAUUUCUUAACGUGCGUAAAUGAAGGACAAGGCUGGCGGGAUUCCCUGACUGAUGUGCUGCGCUUUUAUGAAAAGAGAAGAGGAAAAAAGCAGCUAAACGGAGGAAUUAAACCCGGGUAAAGCUGCUGCUGAGGAAGCUGCAUGAAAGCUGGACACAAUCAUCUUUGUCGACACGACAGUUGAAAGUUCAUGGGAAAGACGACGCCUGGAUGCAGAGACGCCAACACACAAGCAUUUAAAGCGGGGAACCACUUGGGGGAGAAAGACAAUUUGCUGAUGACGGCAUUUCAGUUGAAAUUUGUAUAUACCUGCCAAAACCACAUGGAUCUCAAACACUAAUCUGCACACAGACUGGAUAACUAGAAAAUGUCCUCGUCUUGUUUUGAUGGCGAUCAUGUAAUUGCACAGUUCUGGCUUUCCAGUAUCAUCAAAGACACAAGACGUGGCCAAGUUUCAAUACAAACCUCAAUUUAAAAGGCUCCGUGCAGACUUCGGAAUAGAUAAGAGCAACAACAAGCAAACCUUUGUAUCUGUCGUCAUCAUCUUCCUCCAUGCAGCUCCCGCUUGGCUUUAUUGAAGAGGAGGAGCCCAUUAAAGAAUUCGAGAGAUAGGAGGGUUUGGUCUGAAGGUGUUGUUAGCGGCUGGCUGCUGGUUGGAAAAGAGAUAAGAGUGCUGGGAAGAGAGGAAGGAAGUGACUGUCUGACGGGAGCUGAAUACAAAUUAGGAAUCAUCUCUCCUGCAGCUACACCAGGGAGGCGAGAGAGAUGAGCGAAAUGGACAAAUAAGUAGGUUUCAAUUAUAUGAGCAUUAGUGUAAACUGUCGCUAAACAUUGAUGACGUCACAUUGCUAUGUACAGGAUGGGAAAUGAAGGAAAAUGUUGUCUUAGCUACUGAAAGGAGGAUAAAAAACCACCAGAGAACCUUCCUCUGCGCCAUGUCUGAAUCGAUCUGUGCACAAUUUCAAAUUAUACUUCAGAGGCUCUACCAAACCUUCUAGAAAUAAGGUUUUAAGAGGAGCACAGGUGAGAUGGAGCUGGAUAACAGCUCCCUGGACUACUUCACCAGCAACUUCACAGAGAUCCCCAACGCCUCCACCUCUCCGCCCCCCUGGAGCGAGGCCACACUACUCGGCCUGCAAGCCUCCCUCUCUGCGCUGCUCGCUGUCGUAACCUUGGCCACCGUGCUUUCGAACGCCUUCGUCGUCGCCACCAUCUUUCUGACCAGGAAGCUCCACACUCCUGCCAACUUCCUGAUUGGCUCCCUGGCCGUCACAGACCUGCUGGUGUCUAUUUUAGUCAUGCCGAUCAGCAUCGUCUACACCGUGAGCAAGACGUGGUCUCUGGGGCAGAUUGUGUGUGACAUCUGGCUGUCGUCCGACAUCACCUUCUGCACGGCCUCCAUCUUACACUUGUGUGUGAUCGCGCUGGAUCGCUACUGGGCCAUCACAGACGCUCUGGAGUACUCUAAGCGGCGCACCAUGCGGCGGGCGGCGAUCAUGGUUGGGGUGGUGUGGGUGAUCUCAAUAUCAAUUUCCAUGCCUCCACUUUUCUGGCGGCAGUCCAAAGCCCACGAAGAGCUGACUGAGUGCGUGGUGAAUACAGAUCAGAUCUCUUAUACCCUAUACUCCACCUUUGGCGCCUUCUACGUUCCCACAGUGCUUCUCAUCAUACUGUACGGACGGAUCUAUGUUGCCGCCCGCUCCCGCAUCUUCAAAACGCCUUCGUCCUCUGGGAAGCGUUUCACCACUGCACAGCUCAUCCAGACAUCUGCAGGCUCCUCUCUCUGUUCUCUUAAUUCUGCCUCCAACCAGGAAGCACACCUACAAUCCGACAGCACGGGGGGUGGCGGAGGAGGGUCGCCUCUGUUCGUGAACAUGGUGAAAGUGAAGCUGGCAGACAGCGUGGUGGAGAGGAAACGUCUGUGCGCGGCGCGGGAGAGGAAAGCGACCAAAACUCUGGGCAUCAUCCUGGGCGCGUUCAUCAUCUGCUGGCUGCCGUUCUUUGUCGGCACGCUCGUCUUGGCCAUAUGUAAAAACUGCUGGUUCGACCUGGUGCUUUUUGAUAUUUUCACCUGGCUGGGAUACCUGAACUCCCUCAUCAACCCCGUGAUCUACACCAUCUUCAACGAUGAGUUCAAACAGGCUUUUCAAAAACUCAUCAAAUUCAGACGGUGCUCCUGAAAAACCUUUCCACUGGAUUUAAAACUGACAUCUCAAGGAAAACAGGGAGACAAAGACAAAUAAGAUAGUGGAUAAUAAUAAUAAUAAUGAAAGUACUGUGCACUUAAAUGUCCCAUCGUGUAAACACAUUUUACGUGUAAGAUGUUUUUUAUUUUGUAGAAACAGCUCCAUGCCAUAGCUCUUAACAAUAUAUCCAUCAUAUAGACUUAUGCAUGCAUGCUUAAAUAGAUACAAAUCUUUAUUCCCAAGGAUUAUGGGACUCUUCUUACUGUAAAGAGAUAAAAGAAAGAGAUUUAAAGUUUAUUUCGUGUCACAGGAACAUUGCUGACAUUUCUUGAACAAAAGCAAAGAUUUAAAAAGACUAAAGAUGGAUGAUGUAAGUGUAUGAAAAGAGUUAACUCAGAGGGACAGGAUUUAAUCCAGCGGAAAUGAAAAGCCAUGAGAUCUACAUGUAUGUUAUUAUGUCUUAAUCUCUGUGUCUGUACGAUGCUGCUCCCAUAAAAUGUUCCUGUGGUACA
Molecule: messenger RNA, 2924 nt
Organism: Paralichthys olivaceus (Japanese flounder)
Lineage: Eukaryota; Metazoa; Chordata; Actinopteri; Pleuronectiformes; Paralichthyidae
Gene: htr1d
Product: 5-hydroxytryptamine (serotonin) receptor 1D, G protein-coupled
Biological process (GO): vasoconstriction; smooth muscle contraction; chemical synaptic transmission
Cellular component (GO): plasma membrane; dendrite
Molecular function (GO): neurotransmitter receptor activity; G protein-coupled serotonin receptor activity
Source: RefSeq, a predicted model, not a curated record